AUGAGAGAGGAACCCACGCCGUCGUCACUACAGACGUUGUACCGCUCACCUGCUGAGUCACCCCUCCCGCGAUUUUUCAGUCACCGCCUUGGAUUGCCGUGCACCUCCUACGUUGCUACGACGGUUCUGCGCAGAAGGGCAGAUGCAUCUGCACCGAGUUACACGUACAAAAUCGAGGCAUCCGGUCUGAAACCACCCGAAAUUACACUGCCAAGCGAGUUAGAAAAUGGUGCUCUGCAGCUCGUUCGUCCUUGGCACUCGAAGCUGCUUGGUCCAUCAACCCGGCUAUACUCCACGACUGAAGAGCAGCUACUUUUUACACUGGGGAGGCCGUUUAAUGCUCUUUUGUUGAUCGAACUACCUCACAACGAGUACAGAAGGAUUGCAUCUUCUACCUCUAUCAUUGCUCGGCCUUUAGACUCCGCCAGUAUUUUGCGAAGUGAAGUUAGGACAUUGGAGAUUGUGUAG
Molecule: messenger RNA, 468 nt
Organism: Pisolithus orientalis
Lineage: Eukaryota; Fungi; Basidiomycota; Agaricomycetes; Boletales; Pisolithaceae
Exons: 1
Coding region: 1-468 (155 amino acids)
Source: RefSeq, a predicted model, not a curated record